Erinaceus europaeus (western European hedgehog) is the source of this 3918-nucleotide messenger RNA. RefSeq names its product N-acetyltransferase 10 (gene NAT10). Gene Ontology annotation, biological process: rRNA acetylation involved in maturation of SSU-rRNA. The coding region runs from base 170 to 3250 and encodes 1026 amino acids. Gene Ontology annotation, cellular component: 90S preribosome; nucleolus. NCBI's taxonomy places the organism in Eukaryota, Metazoa, Chordata, Mammalia, Eulipotyphla, Erinaceidae. The record is from RefSeq and is a predicted model, not a curated record. The transcript has 29 exons. Gene Ontology annotation, molecular function: 18S rRNA cytidine N-acetyltransferase activity; ATP binding; tRNA binding.
ACGAAUGUAGUAGUUGGGCCCACAGCGAAAUAAGUCGAACUGCGAGUCGCGUGGUCAGGCGUUUGCUAGGGUCAGCCCCUCACUAGUGGUUCACUUAAACCCCACGUGCUUCCCGUUUGGCUGCUGACUGCGAUCCCCAGAUCUCCAGGUUCAGUGAUAGUUUUCCAUCAUGAAUCGGAAGAAAGUAGAUAACCGAAUCCGAAUUCUCAUCGAGAAUGGGGUAGCUGAGCGGCAAAGGUCUCUGUUUGUUGUAGUUGGAGAUCGGGGAAAGGAUCAGGUAGUCAUUCUCCAUCACAUGUUGUCCAAAGCAACUGUGAAAGCUCGGCCUUCAGUGCUGUGGUGUUAUAAGAAAGAGCUGGGAUUUAGCAGUCAUCGGAAGAAAAGAAUGAGACAGCUUCAGAAAAAAAUCAAGAACGGGACACUGAACUUAAAACAAGAUGACCCCUUCGAACUCUUCGUAGCAGCUACGAACAUUCGCUACUGCUACUACAAUGAGACCCACAAGAUCCUGGGCAACACGUUCGGCAUGUGCGUUCUUCAGGAUUUUGAAGCUUUAACUCCGAACUUGCUGGCCAGGACUAUAGAAACAGUAGAAGGUGGUGGUUUAGUGGUUAUCCUGCUACGGACCAUGAAUUCACUCAAGCAGUUGUAUACAAUGACCAUGGACGUGCACUCAAGAUACAGGACUGAGGCCCAUCAGGAUGUGGUGGGAAGAUUUAACGAGAGAUUCAUUCUGUCUCUGGCCUCCUGUAAGAAGUGUCUCGUCAUUGAUGACCAGCUCAACAUCCUACCAAUCUCCACCCAUGCUGCCAGCAUUGAGGCCCUGCCUCCCCAGGCCCCGGAUGAAAAUCUCAGUCCUUCUGAUCUGGAACUAAAGGAGUUGAAGGAGAACUUGCAGGACACCCAGCCUGUGGGCGUGUUGGUGGACUGCUGCAAAACCCUUGACCAGGCCAAGGCUGUCUUGAAAUUCAUCGAGGGGAUCUCCGAAAAGACCCUGAGGAGUACUGUUGCGCUCACAGCUGCCCGAGGACGGGGAAAAUCUGCUGCCUUGGGCUUAGCUAUUGCUGGGGCAGUGGCUUUUGGAUACUCCAAUAUCUUUGUUACCUCCCCAAGCCCUGAUAACCUCCACACUCUGUUUGAAUUUGUCUUUAAAGGAUUUGAUGCACUGCAGUAUCAGGAGCACCUGGAUUAUGAGAUUAUCCAGUCUCUAAAUCCUGAAUUUAACAAAGCCGUGAUUAGAGUGAAUGUAUUCCGAGAACACAGACAGACCAUUCAGUAUAUACAUCCUGCCGAUGCUGUGAAGCUGGGCCAGGCCGAGCUUGUUGUGAUUGAUGAAGCUGCUGCCAUCCCCUUGCCCCUGGUGAAAAGCCUCCUGGGGCCUUACCUUGUUUUCAUGGCAUCCACCAUCAAUGGCUACGAGGGCACUGGCCGCUCUUUGUCCCUCAAGCUGAUCCAGCAGCUCCGCCAGCAGAGUGCCCAGAGCCAGAUCAGCACCACGGCUGAGAACAAGACCACAACAACAGCCAGAUUGGCCUCAGCACGGACGCUGCAUGAGGUUUCCCUGCAGGAGUCUAUCCGAUACGCCCCCGGGGACCCAGUGGAGAAGUGGCUCAAUGACUUGCUGUGCCUGGAUUGCCUCAACAUCACUCGGAUAGUGUCGGGAUGCCCCUUGCCUGAAGCCUGCGAACUCUACUAUGUUAAUAGAGAUACCCUCUUCUGCUACCACAAGGCCUCUGAAGUUUUCCUCCAACGGCUUAUGGCCUUGUAUGUGGCCUCGCAUUACAAGAACUCUCCCAAUGAUCUCCAGAUGCUCUCGGAUGCGCCUGCUCACCAUCUCUUCUGCCUUCUGCCUCCUGUGCCCCCGACCCAGAAUGCCCUUCCUGAAGUGCUUGCUGUCAUCCAGGUAUGCCUUGAGGGUGAGAUAUCUCGCCAGUCCAUCUUGAACAGCCUGUCUCGAGGCAAGAAGGCUUCUGGGGACCUGAUUCCAUGGACAGUGUCAGAACAGUUCCAAGAUCCUGACUUUGGUGGCCUUUCAGGUGGAAGGGUGGUCCGCAUUGCUGUUCACCCAGAUUAUCAAGGGAUGGGGUAUGGCAGCCGGGCUCUGCAGCUGCUGCAAAUGUACUAUGAGGGCAGAUUCCCUUGCCUGGAGGAAAAGGUCCUUGAGCCACCACAAGAAAUUCACACUGUCAGCAGUGAGGCUGUCAGCUUGCUGGAAGAGGUUGUCACUCCCCGAAAAGACCUGCCUCCCUUACUCCUCAAGCUGAACGAGAGGCCUGCUGAGCAGCUCGAUUACCUGGGUGUGUCCUAUGGCUUGACUCCCAGGCUCCUCAAGUUCUGGAAACGAGCUGGGUUUGUUCCUGUUUAUCUGAGACAGACCCCGAAUGACCUGACGGGGGAACACUCGUGCAUCAUGCUGAAAAUGCUGGCGGACGAGGACGAGGCGGACCAGGGGGCCUGGCUCUCAGCCUUUUGGAAAGAUUUCCGGAGGCGGUUUUUGGCCUUGCUGUCCUACCAGUUCAGCACUUUCUCUCCUCCCCUGGCCUUGAACAUCAUUCAGAACCGAAACAUCCGGAAGCCAGCACAGCCAGUGCUAUGUCGAGAGGACCUGGAAGCACUCUUCCUCCCCUAUGACCUGAAGAGGCUGGAGAUGUAUUCACGGAACAUGGUCGACUACCACCUCAUCAUGGACAUGAUCCCCACCAUCUCCCGCAUGUACUUCCUGAACCAGCUGGGAGACCUGGCCCUGUCCGCCGCUCAGUCGGCUCUUCUCUUGGGGAUUGGCCUACAGCAUAAAUCCGUGGACCAACUGGAAAAGGAGAUUGACUUGCCAUCGGGCCAGCUGAUGGGACUUUUCAACCGGGUCAUCCGCAAAGUUGUGAAGCUGUUUGAUGAAGUGCAGGAAAAGGCCAUUGAAGAGCAGAUGGUGGCGGUGAAGGAUGUGGUGAUGGAGCCCACGAUGAAGACCUUGAGUGAUGAUCUGGAUGAGGCAGCCAAGGAGUUCCAGGAAAAACACAAGAUAGAAGUGGGGAAACUGAAGAACAUGGAUCUCUCGGAAUACAUAAUUCGUGGGGAUGAUGAAGAAUGGAAUGAAGUUUUGAACAAAGCUGGACAAAAUGCCUCAGUUGUCAGCCUUAAAAGUGACAAGAAAAGGAAGUUGGGAACCAAAAACGAAUCCAAACAGAACAAAAAGUUGAAGAAAAACAGAGAUACGAAGAGCAAGAAAGACUCAAAACUGAAGCGGAAGAAAUAGUGAAGCUUGGACAGCGACAGCUGACUGAGGAAGUGCCGGCUUUCUGAACUAUGUCUGGUGACCUGGGCUCUUCAGAAGCAACAUGAACCCUCAGCAAACCCAGGAGCCGACUGGGAAGUCGGUCUCUGAGCCUAAUUUGGCUGAAGGCAGUUCUUUCGAUUGGGUUGGCUUAGAACUCGAUGGCUGGGCAGGCCUCAGCUACUGCCAAGGGCUGUCUCUCCUCCCCCAGUCCUUCCCUUCCUUCCCUGUGACUCCCUAUUUUGCUUUGGGCUCAGUGCUGAAGUCAGUGUGACCCUCCUUCCUUCUUAGGUCCUCGGCACCCCACUUCUUGGUGUACUACUGAGGAGGCUGCUGGCGAUAACUGGGCCUCUGGCAGUAGACUUGACCAAAGCUCUGAGGCCUGGAGCAGCAGGGCCUGCAGUUCAACACAGAUUGGCGGUGCUGCUACUAUUCCACUCCUGGCUCCUUGUGGAGGCCGCUGCUCCCAGGUCCCAGAACCAGCCGGGCUCUUAAUUAGGGAACCAUACUGACAUCUGAGUCCCCACAACAUAAUUGUUCCACCCAUUUAAAAACAAACAAACAAACAAACAUUGGGUAAGGUCUUUUCGUUAGCAGGAUUAAAGGAGGGACAGCCAAUCUAUUUUAAUAAAUGACCUCCUGGAAGACCA